AUGUCCCAACAGACAGAUCUUCAAUGGCACCAAGUUAGCCCCGGUCGCUGGGAGCGUGGCAUCGACGAGGUCGAACAGUUUUAUACCUCCCUGGCGAAAUCGUAUGAAGGCAGUAGGCGCAACUUCUUCGCCAUCACUGGCUUCGUUUCAUUCUCGGUCAAGAUAGACGACGGUGUUUCUCCAGAAGAAACCAGGGAAAAGGUUGAAAAUGCCCUGCGCAAGGCAUGGGUGCAUUUGCGUUUCGACCACCCGACCAUUGCGUCCUGGGUAGAAUGGGAUUUCGACCGCAAGCGCUGCAAAAAGGUAUACGAAUCUUCCGCCGGGCAGGAGACGCUUCAGUCGUGGCUGGAAACCACAUUCCUCACCGUAUCAAAUGGCGUCUCCGGGCUGGAAUGGUGCAAUUCAGAUCCUCCGGUACCUAAACUACCGACUCUCUUUUUGAUAUGGCCGUCGCCUCGCGUCGAAGCCCUGCUCCAGGGUGAUCUUGUACUCCGCGUGCAUCACGACAUCAUCGACGGCGUUGGGACACUGAUGCUAUUUGAUAAUUUGUUUGCUCACGCGGCAAGGGCCUAUAAUCGAGGGUCUAAUUAUCCUCUCCCUUGCUUUGGAAUAGAACACGGAAAUCUGAGUCCCCCGUUCCGGGUAGCGGCGGGCCUGCAGCCAAGCAUGUCUCCCGAGCAGGCAGAGAAAUUCGAGUCGAUCAUGGCUUACAACGCGUUCAUGAAGCAGGAUCGUAUAGAGAUUGCUAGCCUUCCCUUUAAGAGGGGAGAACACCUCCCUGGGAAACAUCAGAGGGUCGCAGUCACACUUCCCGCUCAGCAAACGGUAGCCAUUCUCAGCGCCUGUCGACGGCUAGGCCUGAGUGUAACGCAUGCAUACCACGCAGCAAUUGUGAUGGCGGUGCGCGACCUCCAGGAACGCCGCGAUAGCGAACGCCUAGUCAGAUAUAUCAAUUAUAGUUUGAUCAACGAGCGCGGACAUUGCUUGAGCCCGUACGAUACGCCUCUCCAUGCUGCGGCAGUCUACCACUCCGUUUCAUGCAGGCUUCUCAUUGUUGAUACCACGGUUCCGAGUAUAACCGACAGCUCGAGUCCGACAGAGGUGAACAGAGAGGAGUUUCUAAGGGUCGCGAAGACUGUCAGGGAGUUCUACCACGAAAUGAGAAGGGACAAAGAUCACAUUCAAAUGAUACCGUCGUGGUACACCAGUAACACUAUUCCCUAUCCGCACGAUGAUGUCACGCCACCAGUUCCGGAACCGAAUGAGUCGCCGUCAGUUUCAAUCUCCAGUCUGGGUGUGGUCGACAAUUUGGUCAGCCCUUCACAUGGGGCAUUCGAGUUGGAUACCCCUUGGGUGACUGGAGAGGAACUGGGAACGGGGCUCGGCCUAUUUCUGGGGACCUGGAAGGGGGUGCUGACACUGACUGCGGCAUACAAUGAUGCAUGGCAUGGGAAGGAAGAGGUAGUGAGGCUUAUCGACCGAUGCAAUGUUAUUGUUGUCCAGGGACUGGGCGUUGAGCAACAAAUAUGA
This is a messenger RNA of Aspergillus fumigatus Af293, 1530 nucleotides long. RefSeq lists its product as uncharacterized. The record is from RefSeq and is a predicted model, not a curated record. Lineage: Eukaryota; Fungi; Ascomycota; Eurotiomycetes; Eurotiales; Aspergillaceae.